Radiomyces spectabilis is the source of this 1553-nucleotide messenger RNA. RefSeq lists its product as uncharacterized. The coding region runs from base 27 to 1553 and encodes 508 amino acids. The record is from RefSeq and is a predicted model, not a curated record. Gene Ontology annotation, cellular component: mitochondrial outer membrane translocase complex. The transcript has 4 exons. Gene Ontology annotation, biological process: protein insertion into mitochondrial outer membrane. Gene Ontology annotation, molecular function: protein binding. Lineage: Eukaryota; Fungi; Mucoromycota; Mucoromycetes; Mucorales; Radiomycetaceae.
CAUUUUCCCAUAGCGACAUUUGCACCAUGAGCCGAUUUCAGAAUAAGCGAGCACCCAAGAAAUCAAAACCCUCCAAUGAGAAACAUAAGGAGCCAAAAACCUUUGAGGAGUUUAUGGAAGAGGGUGUGGAGUAUGAGGACAAGGGCGAACGUUAUGCUACCGGAGAUCGUGCGCAACGCAACUAUGAACGUGCACUAGAAAUGUACAGCAAAGCUCAUGUCCUGAACCCUAAUGACAGUGAUUGCCUUUAUAACUGGGGUCGCGUCUUAUUCCUGUUGCUCAACUUUUUACCAGCACAUACAUUGCCGGAAGAGAAAUUGGAACGUGUUGACAGAUCUAUCGAGAAAUUUCGACAGGCUCUUUCGUUGGAGCCUAACAAAACCGACGUUCAGUUUAACCUCGGUCAAGCGCUGCACUUGCGUUCCGAAAUCCUGCAAGAAACGACCGAAAUCGAUGGUGCAUACAGAGAUUCGGCUAUGGCGCUGCAGGAAGCCAUCGAUUUGUUUGAUACUGUUUACAAGUUGCAGGAGGAGGAAUAUAAGGGAUCACAAUCUGCAACCGAGAAAGAAGGGGAAAACGAGGAGCAAGACGUGACAAUGCAAGAUUCACAGGAAGAAAAGGAAGAGGUGAAAGAAAGUCAAGGAGAUGUGACGACAGUAACGCAAGUAGAAGCAACCACUGUGCAGUCAUUGAUUGAAACACUCCUUUCAGGAGCUGAGGCAAUGAGCACCAUGGCAUCUCUUUUGGCCUCAGUUGCAGCUUCCAUGGACUUGUUCAACAAAGCACGCCGAAACUUAUCCAUGGCGGAGAAAUGGCUUUCGGAGAUCCCUGAAACGGACAAGGAUCAUAAGCAGUUACGGAUUCAAAUCAAUUUGAAAGAAGCUCAGACUUUUGCAGCCAUGGCGGACCGCUCCUUUUUGGCGUCAAAUCAAGUCGAUCGCAGUCUGUACGACCAAGCCAUACAGAGAUUGGAUGAUAUUGUUGAGCGAAUGGAACCAAGACAUGUGGAAGCAUGCUGUGAUCGUGGAGAUGUGUUAACGUCGUAUGCUCAGGCGCUUGUCGAUCAAAGCGAGAAAACCAAGACUCCUCUGGUUCCGGAAACAAGUGGAAAGGAGGUUUGGCAACUUUAUUCACAGGCGAAUAAAUCCUUCCAAGUCGCCUUGCAGAUUGAAUCAAAAAAUCUCAGCAUUCUCAACAAACUGGGAGAUCUCAGUAUUGCUCGCGCACGCCUGCCAUUACCCGUGGCCGAACGAAACAAACUGCAGUUACUGAAAAAUGCCGAAUUUUACUUCAAGCAAGCGGUGGACACCGAUAAACAAGUACUGACGAGCGGCUGGAUUGGCUGGGCUUUCAGUGCGUGGACUGUGGAAGCCUGGGGUAACGUUCAAGGCAAGAAGUCGGAAGCUGGAAAAAUCAUUCAGACAUGGAUAAAACGCGGAGGCCGAGGUAGCCUAUUCCAAGACAUGGUGGAUGAUAAUGAUACACUGGAUCCCGAAUUUGUGAGAUGGGCUAGUGACUCAUUUUUUGAUGGGGAGGACAGCGAUAGUGAUUGA